Molecule: messenger RNA, 1973 nt
Organism: Dothidotthia symphoricarpi CBS 119687
Lineage: Eukaryota; Fungi; Ascomycota; Dothideomycetes; Pleosporales; Dothidotthiaceae
Product: NPR2-domain-containing protein
Exons: 3
Coding region: 48-1694 (548 amino acids)
Biological process (GO): negative regulation of TORC1 signaling; positive regulation of autophagy
Cellular component (GO): GATOR1 complex; vacuolar membrane
Molecular function (GO): GTPase activator activity
Source: RefSeq, a predicted model, not a curated record
CAUGUAGUCCGCAGUAAUUUCAACCAUCCACUCCAUAAACCCGUUCAAUGCCGACGCGCACAAUCAAGGCAAUCUUCUACACGCGCUUCCACCAUGAAAAAGGCUCACGCGUCCUCCACCAAGUCCCCGCUGGUGCCAUAACGCCCUCAACUUCACCCUCGGCACUCUCCAUCCCCCUCUUCUCCUUCUCCUCAGUGACCUCGUAUCUCAUCCCCACUCAGCAGUUCUGCGACCGCCUGCUCACUUUCUGCGUCAACCACAACCGCGUUAUUGGCUACCCUGUGUGCAUACGGGAGGGCAAGUACAGUCGCAACGAAUUCAUCUUUAACUUUGCGGUUGUUAUCGGCGAGAAUGAGAAGGAUUGGGCGUGCUAUGGGGAGGUGGUGAGGAAGUUGGGGAAGCUGUUGAGGGGGUUGGAGGAGCAGGGUGGGUUUUUGAGCCGCGAGGAGGAUGACGAGUGGGAAGAUGAUGGGUGUCUAAGUGGAGGAUUGGGAGUAGGAGGAGGGUUAGAUGAAGUGGGGUUUGGGGUCGGGGGUGGGAGUAAGGUACACGCCCUGUGUGAGAUGGUGCUGGAGGAUUUGAACAACUACGCAGAGUGUAUGAUACCCAUUGACGACUCCAACACCAUCAACCUCAAGCUCUUCCCUACACGUCCCCCUCCACCCCCCAUCCUCGCCCAUCAAGUUCCCCUCCUCACCAUCUCGCUCUCCAGCCUGCAAACCCCAAUCUCCUCUGACCUAACCCUCAACCGCAUUCUCCCCUACAUCAACGGCAUCAACGCCGUCGCACACAUAGCCCAACUCGCCGACACAGACCUCUCCCUGACUCGCCGCGCAAUCCAGCACCUAGUCUACUAUGGCUGCCUCGUGCUCCUCGACAUCUUCAGCUUCAGCGCCAUCUACGCGCCAACGGCGGAAAUCAGCAGCUUCGUCAACGACGCCGACAUGAAAGAGGAGUGUCUGCGCUACGUCCGUGUGCCGCAACUACACACAGAUUCUGCCCCCAAGCCAGCAGUGGACAAAGACAAGGAAAAGGACAACGCGCGCUCGCCCCCCACCGCAGAGUCCCUCAACGCUGACAACAACGACUCCACCACCUCCCCCUCCGACCCGUCCAUCUCCCACCUCACACUCAUAACCCUCUACACCUCGUUGCGCCAAGGCCUUCCGCUCAAAACCUGGGUCCUACAGUCCCUACCCCUCCUCUGCGGCAUCGACAUACGGCGCCUGAUAACCUUCGGCAUAAUAAAAGGCUUCCUCUACCGCGUGCACAAGUACGGCAUCGCAACCAUCAGUGCCGGUAUGCCCCCCGCGCCCCCCACCAGCGUCGCCACAUCGAUAAAAGACGCCGACGUGCUGGCCCCAGCGCGUAGGAAUACUCUCGUUCCCCCCGUUGCCGCGGCGCAUGCGCACCAUCCGAGCUUCUCGCUGCAUAGGCCGAGCGUUGCGUCGACGGCUACACUGGGUCCAAGGCUCGACGAGGAGCCGCGUGACGGGAGCGAGGCGUUUGGUGCGCCGGCUGGGAUGCAGCGCGAGCGCGAGCGCGAGGAGGGGCUGCCGCUGCUGCGGUUUUUGGACGGCAUGCAUUGCUUUGAUGAGGUGUGUUGUGAGGUGAGGGUUGCGGAGCGGGUUGUUGAGGGGAGGGUCAAGGGGGGUGGGGAAGGCUUGGGGCUUGGGGUUAUUGUUCAUCGGUAGGAACCAAGGCAUAAGACGAUUACACUGUUGUUAGAUCUAACUGUCAAGCUGUUGCAAGAUCUCGUUGCACCUUAGUUUCCAGUAUCUCCUCAAGUGAUGAUGAGACUGGCUCUCGCUCUUUCCACAAGAGUUAUGAGGUUCGGUCGCUUCACAGAAAUGGCCUCCCUUUGUACUUCGACAACAAGGGAGUACAAACUAUGAACCGAUGCUUUUCGAUGGACAUAUUUUAUGGUAUCUCAUAGUCCCUCGAAUAUCACUCUCGCACUGGGAUAUUUGCGC